CAUUAUAACUACAUUUCACAUACCCAGACAUGAAUUACUUGAUACAGGCCGGAAAAGUCCGCCAGCAGGCGAUUACCUGCCCGGAAGGCCUUCCGGAAAUACUUGCGGACAUCACACGCGAGGUCCUGCGCUGCCAGCCAACAAAGGAAUGCCUCUGCCAGUUCAUAAUCGACUAUCUGCACUCUGUGAUUGUGACACGAGAGAAGGCCUUGGUUGCUAGAAGCAUCCUUGACCGCUCCCUGCGCCAAGUCGAGACCAUCAUCUCGGACCUGUGCGUCUGCGAUUUGACCAAAGAAAAGUCGGACAUGAUGGGACAGGUGCUGGAGGAUUGCUUCCGCAACUUUCUCGAACGGCGUCGCUGCGAGAUGCGCCGCGGCAAGGAGACAAUCAACUUGGAGGACAUCGACAUCUUCGAGGAGCUGCUGGAGAAGUGCAAGUUCUCCGAGGAGGAGCUGGCCAUAUCCCGCCCGGCCGUCGAGAGUGCCUACAAGCGCUUCGUGGAUGCCUACAUGGCGGCUGCCCGCGGCACCGACGGCACAGAGCUGCUCUACCAGUACUUCCGCGAUCGGGAGCUCAAGCGCAUUCGCGAGGCCAUGCGCGAGCAGUCGGCCACCAUCAUCCAGGCCGCCUGGCGCGGCUAUCUGGUGCGCGCCAACCUGCCGGAGCACAUAUGCACCUGCACCUGCAUGGUGGGGGAUGAGGCGGCUAACGUGGAGGACUUGCGCAGGGAGCACGCUGCUCGCGUCAUUCAGCGCUUCUUCCGCAAAUGCUUGACGCGCGUGGCCCUCAAGCCCAUUGUGGAUCCCUGUGGGGAGGUGACGGAAGCCUCCGAGCCAGACAGCCUCACACCGCCCGAAACGACGACGAAGGCCGAGCCACAAACGUACAAAUCGGCACCGACUCCUCCUCCGACUGCUGCGGAUACUGUCGCAGUCACUGCCCAGCAAUCGGAUGCCACGGUGCUCGCGGCUGUGUCACCAGAAGAGGAAGCCCCCGCUGCGGUGUCUGAAGCAGAAGCUCCAGAAUCAUUGGCUGAUGUUGCGGUCCCUGAGGAGCCGUCAGAAGCCGCCGUCGAAGAGGCCCCAGCAGCUGCUGAAGAAGAAGCUCCUCCAGCGCCAGAGGAGGCACUGUCAGGAGCAGCAGAGGAGCCACCAGCCGAGGAGGCAUCAGCAGCUCCCGAAGAGCCACCGCCACCCGAAGAUGAAGCCCCAGCCGCAGCUGAAGAGGAUGCGGAGCCUCCUCCACCUGAAGAGGCAUCCGCCGAGGCACCAGCCGAGGAAUAGAAUUUGAACGAAUUUAAUUCUGAUUUAUAAAUUUAUGUU
Messenger RNA from Drosophila subobscura, 1322 nucleotides. RefSeq names its product cilia- and flagella-associated protein 91 (gene Rsbp15). The coding region runs from base 30 to 1283 and encodes 417 amino acids. Lineage: Eukaryota; Metazoa; Arthropoda; Insecta; Diptera; Drosophilidae. The transcript is spliced from 4 exons. Gene Ontology annotation, molecular function: protein binding. The record is from RefSeq and is a predicted model, not a curated record.